AAAAAGUUCCAGGAUAUCAUUGGCAAGACCGCAGCCUAUGUGCACUCUCUGCUCACUCAGCAUACCAACGCACUCGCCUUUUCAGCACAAUUCGGUUUGGUCCAUCUUUUAAACUGUCUGCCCUAAUCGAUUGCAGCAAAUAUCAUCAUAAACGCACCUCGGUCAUCCCUAUUUGAAGCGUAUUUCUACCGGGACAGAAGAAGCCAUGCUGAAAACGUGCUCGGGUGUACAGCAAUAGAAAGCAAGGGACCCUCGCAAAGGUAACGAACGACGCAAUCGUCUUCCGCGUGCUCCUUGCGCGCGCGCGGCCGGGGGAGGGGGGUGUCGCGCGCCUCCGUGUGUGGAACGGCGAUGACGUCAGAGAAGCGCACAAGGUGCAAAAUCAGACGCGGCGCGCUCUGUCGUCUUCGGCGUCUGCGUUUUUUAUGCGGCGCUAUCUGUCAUCUUUGCGCCACCGUCUCGGCAGACUUGACUCCCCCCCCCCCCCACUUGCCCCCCUUCCCACCACGCCGAAUGGACGAGCCGGCCGAGGAUCCCUGAGGUCCAAGAGGCGAACUCGACGAUGCCCGUUUGCCACAGGCGCCGCCAUCGUGAAACCGGACACCGUCUUGCGGCGGAUGGGGAGACCGAAGUGACCGAGCCCGCCGCUCCACCCGGGAGGCGGUGCAGCCUGCCUUCGGACGCGGCCGCGGCCGCCGCCUGUGGCCGCUUGUAGAGGGUGGGAGGAGGCGAGGAGCGGCAGGAGGGAAGAUGCGGACGGAGGAGGAGAGGGCCGCCGCACAAGAGCCCAUUUUGGAGGAAGGCUCCGGACGAGAGCAGCAACGUCCGAUCCAGCAGUCCUUGGCAUCGUCCCUGUGCCGAGAGUCCCACUGGAAGUGCCUCCUUCUGACCCUCCUGAUGUACGGCUGCUUCGCCACACUCAUCUGGUGCGCCCUGUGCCGCGUGCCGGUGCUCAGCUCGUCGCCGGUGCGCGUGGCCGCCGCCGACGGCAACUCCACCUCGGCGGCCUACUACAAUGACGUGCAGCGCCUGGAGAGUCCGUGCUCCAGCGGCUACCUCUACAUCCCGCUGGCCUUCCUGGCAAUGCUCUACGUGGUCUACCUGGUGGAGUGUUGGCACUGUUUCUCCAAGACGGCCGUGUUGGCUCACGCCGAAUUCCAGGAUGUGUACGAGCGUGUGCAGCGCCUCCAGCAGGCCACGCCCUGCAUUUGGUGGAAAGCCAUCAGCUACCAUUACGUCAGACGGACCAGGCAGGUGACAAGAUACCGCAACGGAGAUGCGUACACUACCACACAGGUCUACCACGAGCGGGUCAACACUCACGCUUCCAGCUCAGAGUUUGACUACGCCCGCUAUGGCGUCAAAGAUGUGUCCAAGGAGCUGCUGGACCUGCAGUUGCACUCGGCGGUUCGCCUGCGCUUCACUAAGUGCUUCAGCUUUUCCAGCGCACGCGCUGAGGCAGCCUAUCUCACCCAGCGAGCACGCUUCUUCGGCGAGAACGAGGGCCUGGAUGACUACAUGGAAGCCAGGGAGGGGAUGCACCUCAAGAAUGUGGAUUUCCGCGAACACAUCCUGGCAUUCCCUGACCCCGCCCACCAGCCGUGGUUCUCCAGGUACAGGGUGUUCUGGCUGGCCUCGGCUUUCCUGCUUUCGUGGCCGCUGCGCGUGGUGUCCGAGUACCGCACGGCCUACGUGCAUUACCACGUGGAGAAGCUGUUCGGGGAGGACGAGGAUCUCGGCGGAGGGGGCGGUUGCGGCGCCGGCGGACCGGGAGGGGGCGGGAGAGGCGACGGGGAGACGGAGAACGGAGGCGUGGGGAUCGGACUUAACGGGUCCAGCUACAGGGCCAUCUCCCGGGUCAACACGGUGGACAUGACGGAACUGGAGUGGCACAUCCGUUGUAACCAACAGAUGGUUCCCAGCUACUCCGAGGCCAUCCUGAUGGACUUGGACACAAGCGGGGCGACGAACGCCGCCGCGUUCACACCCGUGUCGGGACCCCCGGGCGCUGCCCCCAACCCGGAGGGGAACCGGCCUCCCUUGGCCCUGCCGGUGGCGUUCAACUCGACGUACCUCCUCCAAAGCUGCCCUCGAUGUCGACGGACCACGUCCAGCUCCAGUCUGCCCUCCCGACUGAGAGCGCCCAUGGGAACGGCGGCCCUGCUCAACGCCACCGUGGCGGGCUUGAGGGCGGCCGGGCACGGCGGGGGUAGGAUCGGGGGCCGGCUGGUUCUCAGUCGAAGCGGAUUCUCCUUAGGGAGGCUCGGAGGAGGGAGGCGGAACAGCCUUCUGCAUUCGCGCAGCAUGGGAGGCGGCCUGGCGGGGAGUCGAGAGGAAGGAGUAGCAAGUGGAGGCGGGGGCGGCUUCCUGGGCUUGGGAACCCGGCAGGACGACGAGGAGACCCGAGGCGUGCUGGAGGCAGAAGGCGACGAGGAAGACGAGCAGGGGGUGGAGGUGGAGGAGAGGAGGGGGGAGGACGGCGGGAGAGAGAGGGACGAAGAGGCCGAGCAGGACGGAGGCGUGCUUGAGAGGGAACGCCCGCCUUCUUACCAGGAUGCCUUCUUCUUCCCCGUGCUCAUUAUCCACGGGGACGAGAGCUGCCAUGCCGGGGACCACCUCUGA
Messenger RNA from Hippocampus zosterae (dwarf seahorse), 2622 nucleotides. RefSeq names its product transmembrane protein 151B. Bases 751 to 2622 code for a protein of 623 amino acids. The transcript is spliced from 6 exons. The record is from RefSeq and is a predicted model, not a curated record. NCBI's taxonomy places the organism in Eukaryota, Metazoa, Chordata, Actinopteri, Syngnathiformes, Syngnathidae.